AUGGCAAAACCAAGAGACACAACAGGCUUCGGUUCCAUGGACGACAUAAGGAAAAUAUUCAACAAGUUCGACAAAAACGGUGAUGGCAAGAUUUCUUGCAGUGAAGUUGUAGACAACCUUAGCGAACUGGGAACCAAGAUUUCACAAGCAGAGGUUGAGUCCAUAAUGCAAGAAUUCGACAAAGAUGGCGAUGGCUACAUUGAUCUUGACGAGUUCGUGGACUUCAUCCAGAAUGGUGGACUUGGCGACAGUAGUGGCAAUGAUAGUAAAGAAUUGAGGGAUGCUUUUGAUUUGUAUGAUAAGAACAAGAAUGGGCUGAUUUCAGUCGAUGAGUUGCACUCGGUCAUGAAGACGUUGGGGUUGAAGUGUAGCUUGAGUGAUUGUCGUAAGAUGAUACGUGAAGUUGAUCAAGAUGGUGACGGUAAUGUUAAUUUUGAGGAGUUUAAGACGAUGAUGACUAAAGGGUUACCGUAA
Messenger RNA from Dovyalis caffra, 474 nucleotides. The record is from the annotation of a GenBank genome assembly. NCBI's taxonomy places the organism in Eukaryota, Viridiplantae, Streptophyta, Magnoliopsida, Malpighiales, Salicaceae.